Messenger RNA from Closterium sp. NIES-67, 1909 nucleotides. The record is from the annotation of a GenBank genome assembly. NCBI's taxonomy places the organism in Eukaryota, Viridiplantae, Streptophyta, Zygnematophyceae, Desmidiales, Closteriaceae.
AGAGAUGAGAUUUCGCAAUGGGUGAAUCUCGCGCAUCGUCUUUGUUCGCCCAACCGACCUUCGCCGCUUCAUCCAUGGGGAAUCUCCUUUCCUUGUCAACCCUCCCUACCAGCUUCUACUUGACCACAGUAUCCCAGUAAUACGGAGUUGUGUCAGUAAUACGGAGAUUACGGAUCUUACGGAUCCAACGGCGUCCAACUCUCUAGUACUCUUCUCCUUUACGAUGGAUUCUGCGGCCUGUCCAUUCGACGGCCUCUCCGACGAUAUGCUCACGUUCCUCCUCUCUCGGCUCGGCCCGGACCUCUUUUCGUUUCGCCACGCCCUCGUCUGCAAGCGAUGGCUCCGCGUCGCACGCGUCGCUCAAACCGACAUCCGCGUCGCCAGUCGCAGGGAGAUUUCGAGCGCGUCGCUGCUUCGCGCGCUGUCAGCCAUGCCGAACCUAACGUCCCUGCAGCUAGCGAAUCGCAGCUUAGAUGUGAUAAACGAUCAGAUAAUUUCGGGUUUAGGCUCGGCAUUGCCGAACCUCAGGCGAUUUUCACUAACGGCCACCAGGCGUAUAUCCUCGGCUGGGGGAGUCACGGAAAUAGGUUUGGACAGAUUCUUCCGAGCCUGUACGCGAUUAGAGAGGCUAGGGCUUCACACCAUACCUAGCAUCAAGUUCCUUCCUCCAUCCUUGACGUGUCUGACACAUCUCGAGUUUCUAGACGUCUCAUUGGAUGACCUUCGCAGCCUACCCGAAGAAAUUUCGCAGCUGCCCGCUUUACGCGUCCUACACCUUCAGGCCCCUCACCUCAGGGCUCUACCUGAAAGCCUGGGCAGGCUAAAGAAUCUCAGCGCUUUUGAGCUGGUGGAGUGCAAUUCUUUGCCUGCCCUGCCCGGCUCCUUCGGGCAGCUCUCCAACCUCGUUCACUUCAGUGCGACCACCUGCUACAGCUUGACAUCUCUGCCCGGAAACUUUGGGCAGCUGCAGUCCCUCAAGACCCUCGAGCUCGCUCUCCCGUGCCUGACAAGCCUGCCAGACUCCAUCGGGCAGCUGCCAAAUCUAUGGAAUCUAGUCCUCUGCUCCUGCCACUCGCUCCACUACCUUCCUUCCUCCAUCAGCCGUCUCUCCUCUCUGGAAAGUCUUGAGAUCAGCGAAUGCUUCCUUUCUCUCCCUGAUGACAUCGGCUUUCUUCCCAAUCUAUGGAGCCUGGAGAUCCACAACUGCGAGAAUCUGACCGAGCUGCCCGUUUCUCUGCCCAAACUGGAACGCCUGACCGACCUCGUCAUCACAGGCUGCCGGAAUCUUUCCAGGCUGCCCGAGGAUUUUGGAGAUCUGCCAGCUUUGGAAAAGUUUGAGCUCUGCAACACGUAUCAGCUCUCACAUUUGCCUGACUCUUUUGGGCAGCUGAAAAACCUCCGGACCCUGAAGCUUCUGGGCUGCAACAGGCUCACCACCCUUCCACCAACAUUCCCCCAACUCUCCUCUCUUGAAAGCUUCAAGCUCAUCAGCUGUGAACUUUUCUCUGCCCUGACGGAAGAUUUCUCUCAGCUGCCCAACCUCCAGGAGCUUUCCAUCAGCUGGUGCCCGGAGUUUCGAGAGCUCCCGUCCUCCUUCACUCAGCUUUCAUCCCUCACGCAUUUCACUCUCUCCUGCUGCCGGAAUUUCUCAGUGCUCCCUGAAGGCAUGGGGCACAUGUCAAACUUGAAGUCGUUUGAGCUUACUGGGUGUGACCGAUUGACAAGACUACCUCAGUCGCUGGCGUUACUGUGCGAGAUAGAGAGGCUGGAGAUAAGUGGAUGUUCACACAUUGUAGAUGCGCCACUUGUUCUUUGCGAUCUAAUUGGCUGACCCUGGUCCUGUUUUCUUGCAAGCGGGAGUAAUACAAAGGUAUCAGUAUAUAUCAAUGGAGAUGCGCUUUACUGUGCG